CUUUUGGCGCUUGCGUACUGAUUUCGACAACACUCGGGACGGACACGCCGCUGUCCCUCUUUUUUUUACGUUGUCUCUUUUUUUUUAAGUAAUCUCUUUUUUUUCUUUUUUUUCUAAAAAAAAAUUACACGUAUACAAAACAAUUUUUAAUCGCCACAUAACAACCGAGUCGUUCAGUUUUCUAAUACCUACGUACCUAUAAUAAUAUACACACCUGAAUAUUGUAAUAUUUUCCGCCACGUUUUCAAUAUUCUAUCGACGUUCCAUAGAAUUUUUCAAUUUUUAAGAAGGUAAUAUAUUAUUAUAAAUUGUCUAUUUUUUUUUUGUUUUUUUGCCAUUUUAAUAAGAAUAUAAUAAACUAUUCUCGAAUAAAAUAUAUUAUUAGUUUUAUAUAAAUAGUUAAAUGUUAAAAUUGCUAUGCAUUGUAAAUUUACAAUAUUCUAUGUAACUACGACCUGCAAUAUUAAUAUAUACUUAGUGUAAUAGACACGUAUAUAUAUAUAUAUAUAAGGUAUGUAUAUAUAUAUACCGUAUAUAUAAGGUAAGUAAAUGCUUAAAUCUACUUAAAUCUUAUAUUUUGUCACAACGCGUAUAAAAACGUGUAUUUAAAAUGUAACUGUAUGGUAUAUUUAGUUAAAUUAGUAUUUAGUAUUAGGAUUUUAUUUGAACAAUUUCAAAUAAAAAAUGGUUAACUUGACUAACCUGUUUAUAUAUUAUUCAUAUGUACCUAUAAUAGUAAUUUAUAGUAAUAUCUAUAUCUACCUAAAAUAUCUUUCGUUUUGAUCAGCAGUACUCAAUAUAAUUAUUUUUAUUAAAUUUUAAUAGGUGUACUGCUAAAACAAAAUUCAUACAAAAAAUUAAACUAAUUUGAUUAUAACAAUAAUAUGUGAGAAGUUUAAAGUUUUAAAUUGUUUAAAUAUAUAAUUUAUACGAUUCUACGACAUACACGUAAUACGUUUUUAAUAAGUAGGUAUACUUAUACUAAUAAAUUUAUUAAUAAAUUAAAAUGUUAUAGGAAAAUAUUUUAACAAUGACAUAACGGUCUUUAUGAAUACCUACCAACUUCGACAAGAAUCGUGUAUACCUACCUACCCAACUACUUACAUUUUUUAGAUUCUGAGUGGAGCGAAGAAGCUUAUGCUUUUACAAUUUUUUAGAUUCCAAGCAUAGUGAGGGAACUAUUGGUUUUACAAUGCUGUUUAUUUUUUGUUUUCUUCUAGUCUAUGGACACGUUUUUUUCUAGUAUAGGUGCAGCACAUUUUCUGAAAGCGCAAGAAGUCUAGAUUGUACUUUAAAAAGGUAAUUUUUUGAUUUUCGACGCCAUUUUAUAAAUAAAAGCACUUAAGUGAGAAAAAAACGUAGGAAAACGUACAAUUUCACGAUUUCAUUAUUUUAUAAAAACACGGACGUUUUCUAUCAGAAAAAAUAAUUUAAUCGAAAAAUCACAGAUUUUUGAUUUAAUUUCUUACGGUAUAAUCGCCAAAACUUUUAAGCCAGUUUUGAACUUUUAAAGAAUUAAAAUUUUUGGGAGUUUUUUACUGUUAUUUUGUUAUAAAUACACGUAGAGAUUUUAAACUUGAUAAUAAUACUUAUAUUGGACUUACCUAAACGUGGUAAAAUUUCCAAAAUCAUCGGACAACUUUUUUUCUUUUUUUUACAAUGGUACUUUAUUAUAAUUUUUUUUUUUUCAUAUAUACUGUAUAUCACUUUUAUCCUAGAAAACUUGCUCCAAUGUAUAAGUGUAGCACCUUUUCUGAAAGACAAUUUUAUCUACUUGGUAAAUACAUAGGUUACUUUUUGAUUUUCGAAACGGUCUUUAAAAUAAAAACGAUUAACCGGGAAAAAAUUGCGAUUUUUCACGAAUUCGUUAUUUUUAAAUAAGUACCUACUACGUUUUCUAGCACAAAUAUGACUCCAAAUCAAAAACAAUAAGAAACCUUUUUGUUGAAUUAUUAAUCUUGUUUUACAUAAUGCAGGUCGUUUUUUUGAUUUUCAAAAUAGUUUUCAUAAUAAUCGGGAAAAAAAAAUGUAUUACCGAAUUGCGCUCGGAAUUAUCUUUCGUCAGUAAUAGGUUACCUCCCAACUUCUCGCCUAUAACAGUGGCCGCUCUCAUACCCAGUAUCAGCUCUUUUUUUUUCUGUAGACAAUUUUUCUACCAGCAAUUUCGCUCCAAUUUACAAUUAUAACACUUUUUCUAAAAGGAAUUCUGACUGGGGAAGUACUUUAAGGAAGUCAUUUUUUAAUUUUCUCAGUAGUUUUCCCAUUAGAUGUGAAAAAUCGGAAAAUCUUAAAAAAAAAACGGAAAAAUAAAUACAAUAUUAAACAAAUAUUAUUAAAGAAAAUAUAUAUAAAGUAUAACAAUGAUUUGGCCAAAAUUUGUCAAUAGGGAAGGGGCCAAAAAAAACUAUAAGCUAUAUCUAUAAUUUCCAGGUUACAUUGGCUAGUUAUUUCAAUAAUACAAUCAACAACCGCAGACGUCACUGUUCUUGGCCAAAAUUUUAUCCUUUCCUUUUCGGGCCAUUGUCUUUUUACAGCCAAAACUUAGCUUUCUCUUAUCAGCCAGUGCUAAUAUAAAAUAUAAUAUUUAAUUUAUCAAACAUAUUUUAUAUUUAUGAUUUUUUCACAGUUGUAUGUAAUAUGUAGUAAUUAUCUUUGAUCAUUAAAAAUUUAAUUUUUUUAAUUUUGGACAUAUUCAUGAGGAUAUAUUUUAAUAUUUUAAUUUUAAAUAAAACUGUACUAUUUAGGGUUGGCAACUUUAAAAUUAUGUGACGUAGGACAAAUUUUUUCAUGUAUUAUUUUAUAUCAUAAUUAGUAAAAUAAAAAAUGUAAUGUCGGUAUAAUAGGUAAUAAUAAACGGUUUAAUAAAUAAUUUUCUACAUUUUAUUUAUACCUUUUUAUUUCUGAUUUUUAUUUACUCUUUUAACUUAGAAAAUUCAGCUAACAUUCUUACAAUUUACUAUAAUUGCAAAUUAUUAGUUAAUAGGUUAGUAUAUAUUUUAAUAUUUAUAAAUUACAACGUAUAAUAAAAUAUUACCUAUAUUCUAAUAACAUUUUGUUUUUGACAUAGUAAAUAAAAUUUAACAAAUUUGUAACAAGUUAAGAUAAAGUCACAAGUGCAACUAAGGGGAUGCUAGAGGUUCUUUAGCACCCCCAAGUUUAAAAUUAGCAUUCCCAAAAAUACCCAAUAAGUUCUUUUAUAGUAUUUCAUAAUUAAUAAGCAGAACAAAAUACAAAUGACCUACAGACAAUGCAUGUGUGUAUAAAAAACAAAGUUAAACAAUUUUAAAUAAAAUAUGUAGUUUCUUAUUAUAAGUAUUGUGUAAAGGCGAUUGCGGGGGUAUUUUCUCUAUGGGUUUGUGAUUUUUCUAUAAUUUUAGCACCCCCUAGGUUGGUGGUCUAGUUGCGCCUAUGAAUAUAGUAGCAUAUCAUUAUUUAUUAUCUUAAAUUAUACAAUAGUAGGUAUAUAAGGGAUAAACGAUAACUUAAUACAAUUAAAAGACAUAAUAAUAAAAUAUUAAAAGGUAUUUUUUCAUUAACCUUAAACUAUAUAAUCUAUUCAAGUCUGUACAUUGUAUUUAAAAUAUAGAAUGGAUCUACAUAAAGUUUAAAGCGUUGUUGGUUGUAAGACAAAUCAAACCAAUGUAAGACAUCCCUCCUCAAUAUAAAACGAUUGGCAACCCUAGUACUAUCUGAAAAAAAGACACUGGGCCAAAAGGGACAUUGGACAAAAAGGAAAUUUUAAAAUUGUGUCAUAUUGUAGGUAUAAGGUACAACCUAGCUAGCUAAGUAAUUAUUAUUUAUAAAUUUACUAUUUAAACAUUAUAAAUUCAUUCAAAAGUGGUUCGGACAUAGGUUUCGUUUUAAACAAGAAAAUGUUCAGAAUAUGUUCAGUUUUUUCAUAUGUAUCGACUCUGUAAACCUAUAAUCGACACAUAGUCACAAAGGUACCAACACAUUUAGUUGUUAAUUUCUCUGACUAAAAUGCAAACAAAUUUCAAUUAAAAAAAAUAAGGAGAUAUAUAAAUAAUAGACACUAAAAACAAGUCAGUGGAGAUAUUAAAUCCCCCUAAUCUUCUUUCGUAAAUACGCCUCUGUUAAAUUCAGGGCUGGAUCAAGGAGGGGUGUUAGGGGGGCUAUAUCCCCGGACCGUAAGUUGAAAGGAUCCACAUAAUACGUGUUUUUGUUAGUGACAUUUGUUUUGUUUUUAUACGAAUCUUUUGCUGACCUUUUUUGUUUAUUAAUUUUUAGCCCCGGGUCCCCAUAACCCAUUCCUGGUUAAAACUUGUUUAUUCCUUGCAACACUUAUGAAAUAUAUGAGUAUAGAUAGGUACCAAUAUUACCUGUUAUACUAAACUGUAUUUUACUUGCAACUUACAAGAGUAUUGUUAUUAAGUAUUAAAUGCCGUUUACUUUACAUAGGUACCUACACUAGUGGACAUCUAGGAAUAUUUUCAGAGAGGAGCACUCAAAUAGGUGGUAAUAUUCCUGACCUGUUCCCCUUAAAUAUUUAUAACCAUGUAUAUAAUAUUACCUAUUUAUUCAUAUCAAUGUAGGUAAAAAUAAUGGUCGUUAAAAACCACCCUCAUCUGACGCACCCCUCACGGCAAAAUUAUUUUACCAUCAAUGUUCUAAAGACAUUUAAACACUGGUGAUUGCUAGUUGGAGAGAUGGACUAACAAACAAUUAUUUUAAGAUUUUUCAACACCUACUAUCUGGCUAAAAUAACUAAUUUUAAGAUAGAUAGGUACUUAUUAGAUAUGGGUAGUUUAUUUCACCGGGACUUCAGAAAUAUAGACAAAUUUACUUUUUGCCAUAGACAAUUAACUGCAUAUUUUCAACGAUCAGCAACUAAUGCAAAUAAUAAGAAAAAAAAUAAAUUAUACCUAUCUACUUCACUAUAAAAUAUUAAUUGAUGAUAGAUUACUAUAAUGAUGAAAAAAUAAUACAAAUAGUUAAAAUUUUUAAAACGUAUAGUGCAGAUACUACUCACAGAUUACAGAUACUCAUACCUACCUAAUACAUAUAAUAUAGGUAUUAUAUUAUUCUGUAACAUCUGUAAUUGUAUACCUGGUAUAACUAUUAAUUUAUUAUGCAGGUGAACAUUUUAAACUCAAGGUUUAUAUUAUAAUACCUAUCCAAAGCUAUGCAAUAAUAUAUUAUAAUAUAUUCAACAAACAUCGAGUUGAAGUAGUUCGGAAUCAUAGGUGGGUGCGACAAAAUAAAUAUUAUGUUUAAAAUGUAAAUAUUAUCAUUCAGAUUUCAGUUGGUAGCCCAUAGUUGGUUCAAUCUGAUGAUGCGAAUUUAUAACGAGUAAAUAUUGUACACGUACAUAGAAUUUUUUACACUACAAUAAUACAAACAAUAAUAAAUAGUAGUCUAUACUACGUUUCAUCAGCUGUUGGCACAGUUCACUAGGUUCAUGAUAAUACUUUCAUGAUCGUUAUCAUUGUUACAACUCGCAAAAUAUUGUUAUUCGUGUUUACCACCAGAAAUAGUGUAUCUAGUCCAAAUUUGUCGUGUCACUAUUGUUUUAUAGUUUCGUUCAAAUUAUAAUUAUAUUGAAACUAUUUCAUUUAAUUGUUGUUUUUUGACAAAAUACAAUAUUGUUGGCUAUUACCUAUUAUUAUAAUAACAGGUAUCAUUUUCAAAGUAGUUUGUAUGUAAUAUUUAUGUAUUGUUUGGAUAGCUAAUGUUUUUAUUUUACUGUAGAUUAUAUUGUUGACAUCUGUUGUUCUAUCAUGAGUGAGAACGAUCCUUGUGAAUGCUUUUGGAAUCAUGAACUGUCUAUGCAACGUCUACUGUCAUUGGUAAGACAAAAUAUAAUAUAUUGCAGGUUUAUAAACCAAAUUUUUAAAAUAAUAAUGUUUACUAAUUAUUAUUAUUAUUAUUAUUAUUAAUAAUAAUAAUAAUUAUUAUUAUUAUGUAAUUAAUGUUUAACAAAAUUGUUUUACCAAAAGUAAUUGUUAAAAUACCUAAUAUAUGAGGAGGUUAAUCCAUAGUGGUGUAAGUCACAUUAAUUAAAAUUUGAGGAAUAAAAAGUUUUGUUAAAAGUUCUAGAAUAUCCCAUGUGAAAUUAUCACCUGGGUGAUCAAAUCAAUCAUUUUAGAUGGGUAUGAAGCAAAUACUGGGAAGACAAUUUUCAGAAAAUUUUCUAUCUGAUAUGAUUAUUAAGGGUGAAAAAUAACUUAAACCACUAUGCUAUUCGACUAUUAUAAUUUCUCAUGACUUACAUCGCUAUGUAUAAGUGGUAAAAAGCAUUAAAAGAGCUUUAAUAGCAUCAAUGCAAAAUUUAGGUUUCUAUUAUGAUCAGUACACGAAUCACUGUACAAUACAAUAUGUUUGAAUAUGGAGUAAAAUAACAUAAUAUCAUACGUUGAUAACAACAAAUAAAUUACAAUUACACUCAUAAUGGUGUACGUCAACCGAUUCGUUCCCAUUCAAAUAUUUUCCUGCCAUCUUGUAGUAAUUGUGAGUUAUGACUUAAUUCACUUUGACUAUUGAACAAUUACUUUUAAAAAAUGUGUAAAGUACUUAAAUCAAUUUUGACAAAAACUUGACUUACACCACUAUAGCUUUAACCCCCUCAUAUGCACAGAUAUAGAUAUUUCUUAAUUAAUUGGACGGCGUUGUGGAUGGACCCAGAUUAGAUAUGGCAUACAGAAUAACUAGAAUAAUAGCACCAGUGUUUGACACUAUAACUUUUUUUUGGCAAUUUUGUAUUUAAUAUGUUAUAGAAUUUGAACUUGAAGUCAGUUCGACUGUCACCAACAAAAUUUUAUCUUACAAGCAAUUUGAUUCAAUUUAAUAAGUAAUUGAUUUUCUGAACCCAAACAAUUUAUUAAAUUAAAAGUUAGAUAACUAUUAUUCAGUUGUGCCUGUCUAUUAGUUACUGUAUACUUUUAGUAUAUGAAUAAUCUGUCAUUCAGAUAGAUAAUAAUGAGACACAAAUAGAGAAGAAUACAUUUUCAUUUGAAUAACCAUAAAAUGAUUUAAGGAACAAGUGGAUACACUAUAGUUCACCAAUGGUACAUAUAAAAGCAAUAAAAUGCUUGCCAUGUUUUGAAAAUACACAGCCUUAAAAGCUGCAGAUAUUACUGAACUAUAACAUAACAUAUUUGGAGAAAGGAAGGCUGUAUUUUAAUUAUUUGGUUAGAUAAAAUAAAAUAUUUUUAUAACGCUCAUACGUGUUGAACAAAUCAAAUUUAGAUUUUUAAUAUGUAAUUUUUUUAUUUUUUUACAUACAAAUUUAUUUUUCAACACUUAAAAUAUGCACCACACAAUUUUAAAUCAUGAAUAGAACUCGUUAAAUAACAUAAUGUAAUACUAUUAUAUGAUAAUACUAUAAUAAAAUGUAUUUAUGUUUAUUUUUAUAGCUCCGCCAGUCACAGUCAGCAUGCACAGACAUCGAUUGCUUAGACUCAGGUAAAUAUAAUUAAUUCAGAAUUAUUUUAGUGAUUUUUUUUAAAGCAUUUAUAGUUUUAUACUAUUAUUUCAGUAUUAACCCAAUAAGUAUUAGAACAUUUUUACUUAUUACUUCUUACUGAAUAUUAAGUGUAUUUUAACAAUUUAGUUUUGGUACUAUAUAAGAAUUUGUUAAUUCUUUAUUCUAUAUUUUAAUUAAUGAAAAAGGCUUUUAUUUAAUGACAAAUAGUUAUAUGCUUUUUAUAAAUUUAUAUAAAAAAUACGCAAUCUGAAAUAAAAUUAUUUUACAAUAAGCGUAUGAGAGAUAAUACAAAUAAGAAUUCUACAUUAGUAAACAGGAAAAUAUGUAUUCAAGAUUUGAAAAGUAUGUAAUUUUAAUCUAUUAUUUUAUUUUUAUAGUUCAACGAUUAGAUGGACCAUUGGCAUCAAACAGUGAAGAUUCUAACUUUAUCUUAUUAAGUGGAAUGUGGAUUUUAGUUGCUUUGGCCUUGUACUUUUUGCGUCCUAAUCCUGCUCGUAAACAUGAUGAUACUAUUCAAAAGUUACCAGGUGGUGGAUCUGGCAAUAGUGGAUCAGAUGUAUGAAAUUAAUUAAAACAAUUUAAAUCAAAUAAGUUUAUUUUAUAAUAGUAUUAAUUUUCUAUUUACAGGAUCCUCCGCCUCCAACAAUGGGUACUCAGUGAUAAGCAAUGAUAUAAUAUUUGAACGAUACAUUCUUUAAGCAUUUUGAGCUCGCUCAAUGUCAAAUUCCCUUCCAUUAUUACUCCACCGAUAAUCACUAAUCACAUAAAUUUAAGAACUUUACAAUUUUAAUUGAAAUUUCCCACUUGACUGACUAAAGCCACUGCACUAAUGUAAAAAAUUUAUUUGUUUUUAUAUUACGACAAAAACAUAUUACAUAACAUUAUAAAAUAUUGUAUUAAAUACGCACAUAAAAGAUGAUUUUUGUUUCUUUGUCCAUUAAUUGAUGAUUAAUUAUUAUUAAUAUAAUAUAGUUGGUGUUUUGUGUUAGUUAAGUGGAAAAUACUAUUGUAAAUUAUAACACAACACUUUACAUUGUUAUCUAUAUGCAGUAAUGAGGAAAGAAUAUUAUGUACAGAAAUGUAUAUUUAGUGUUUUGGGUGUGAAUUGAUUGAAUUGUGAUAGCAGAAAUUAUUGUUUCCUUUUAUUUUAGAUCUUAUUUUAUUAUGUUAAAUAUUUUAAUAUAUUUACUAUUUACAUCUAUAUGAAUUGAUGAAAAA
Cinara cedri is the source of this 8662-nucleotide messenger RNA. The record is from the annotation of a GenBank genome assembly. NCBI's taxonomy places the organism in Eukaryota, Metazoa, Arthropoda, Insecta, Hemiptera, Aphididae.